This is a messenger RNA of Indicator indicator, 2504 nucleotides long. It is a transcript of the gene TBL3, whose product is annotated as transducin beta like 3. Gene Ontology annotation, cellular component: small-subunit processome; nucleolus; 90S preribosome. Gene Ontology annotation, molecular function: U3 snoRNA binding; protein binding. Gene Ontology annotation, biological process: endonucleolytic cleavage in 5'-ETS of tricistronic rRNA transcript (SSU-rRNA, 5.8S rRNA, LSU-rRNA); endonucleolytic cleavage to generate mature 5'-end of SSU-rRNA from (SSU-rRNA, 5.8S rRNA, LSU-rRNA). The record is from RefSeq and is a predicted model, not a curated record. NCBI's taxonomy places the organism in Eukaryota, Metazoa, Chordata, Aves, Piciformes, Indicatoridae. The coding region runs from base 1 to 2421 and encodes 806 amino acids. The transcript is spliced from 22 exons.
AUGGAGGCGGCUGCCGCCAGCCCCGUGCGCUUCAAGAGCAACUAUGCCGUGUCGAGGAGAAUCGAGCCCUUCUACAAAGGAGGCAGAGUGCAGCUAAACCGAGAUGGAAAGUUCAUGUUCUGUCCCUGCGGGACCAAGCUAAACGUCAUCGAUGUAGAGACAGGAGCCCUGCACAGCCUUCAGCAGGAUGAGGAUGAGGAUAUCACUUCGUUUGUUCUCAGCCCUGAUGAUGAGCUGCUGGUGACAGGGAGCAGAGCCCUGCUGCUGAAGCAGUGGAGCUGGCAAGAGGAGCGAUGCGUCCGCACCUGGAGAGCUGUGCACACUGCGCCCGUGGCCAGCAUGGCCUUCGACUCCACCUCCACGCUGCUAGCCACAGGUGGCUGUGACAGCACCAUUAAGAUCUGGGAUAUGAUCAAACAGUACUGCACACACAACCUGAGAGGAUCCUCAGGAGUUGUACACUUGGUCCAGUUCCACCCUGACCCCUCCUGCCUGCAGCUCUUCUCCUCAUCUAUCGACUACAAAAUCCGCAUCUGGGACCUGAGCUCCAGCAAGUGUGUGGCCAUGCUGGGAGGGCACUUCAGUGCUGUCACCUCCCUGGCCUUUGCAGAUGGAAACACCCUCCUCAGCUCUGGCCGUGACAAAGUCUGCCUGGUGUGGGACCUGCAGAGCAGAGAGAGCAAACGAACUGUCCCUGUCUACGAGAGCGUGGAAGCUGCUAUCCUGCUGCCCAAGGAGGGAGAUUUCUCUCAGUUGGGUGUCAAGAAACAAGGGUUGCACUUUGUCACAGCUGGCAGCAAAGGCGUCCUGAAGGUUUGGGAAGCUGCCACAGCUGCUUGUGUGUACACCCAGGCUGUGCCCUUUGAGCUGAAGGAGGAGGCCAGUGAGCACAGCCUCACCCAGUGCAUGCUUGUGCCUGGGAGGAAGGAGAUUGUCACAGUGUCUGUGGAGCACAACAUUGUUCUGUAUGAUGCUCAAACUCUUCAGCUCAAGAAGCAGCUUGCAGGUUACAACGACGAGGUUCUGGAUGUGAAGUUCCUUGGCCCAGGUGAUUCUCACAUCGUUGUGGCUACCAACAGCCCUCAGCUGAAGGUCUUUCAACUGGCCACAUCACACUGCCAGAUCCUCUAUGGCCACACAGAAACAGUUCUUGCUCUGGAUGUCUUCAGAAAAGGUCUGAUGUUCGUCAGCUGUGCUAAGGACAGAAGCCUCCGGCUCUGGCGGCUGCACAAGGACAGCAGCGUCACCUGCGUGGCCCAGGGGCUGGGCCAUGCUCAUGGGGUGGGAGCUGUCUCCUGCUCAAGACUGAAAGAGAGCUUCGUAGUAACCAGCAGCCAGGACUGCACGAUCAAGAUCUGGGACAUCCCAGAGGCCCUCACUUCCAGAGCAAAAGCUGCUUUGGUCUCCAGCCCAGAGACCCUUCGUGCCAGAGUAACCGAGCGGGGCCAUGACCAGGACGUGAACAGCCUGGCAGUGUCCCCCAACGACCGGCUGCUGGCCACGGGCUCCCAGGACCGGCUGGCCAAGCUCUGGGCAGCUGCAGAUUGCUCUCUGCUGGGCGUCUUCACCGGGCACCGGCGUGGCAUCUGGUGUGUGCAGUUCUCCCCAGUGGAUCAGGUCCUGGCCACCUCUUCAGCAGAUGGCACCCUGAAGCUGUGGAGCCUGCGGGACUUCAGCUGCCUCAAGACCUUUGAAGGCCAUGAUGCCUCUGUGCUGAAGGUGAUUUUUGUGAGCCGAGGAACACAGCUGCUCAGUGGUGGCUCUGAUGGCCUCUUAAAGCUCUGGACAAUUAAAACAAACGAGUGUGUGAAGACUUUGGAUGGUCAUGAAGAUAAAAUCUGGGGUCUGCACUCCAACAAGCAAGAUGAUAUGGUUGUGACAGCAUCCAGUGACUCCUGCAUCACCCUCUGGAAGGAUGUUACUGAAAUUGAGGAGAAGGAGGAACAAGCUAAACAGGAGGAGCAGAUUAUAAAGGAGCAAGAGCUCUCUAACCUGCUGCAUGAGAAGAGGUACCUCAGAGCUCUGGGCUUGGCCAUCUCCCUGGGUCGCCCACAUACGGUGCUGACCGUGGUCAAAGCCAUCCUCAAGGCACCUGAUGGGAAGAAGCACCUGGAGGAGCACAUAGCUCGGCUGCGGAAGGACCAGAAAGAGGCAGUGCUGAGCUUCCUGGUGACGUGGAACACGAACUCCAGAAACUGCCACGAGGCCCAGGCUGUCAUUGAGACCCUCCUGAAGCAUGAAGCUCCUGACAGCCUCCUGCAGUACUCAGGCAUUAAAUCUGCUGUGGAAUCCCUGCUGCCCUACACUGAGCGCCACUUCCAGAGGCUGAGUCGCUUGCUGCAGGCCUCCAUGUUCAUCGAUUUCCUGUGGCAGAACAUGAAGCUGGCUGAUGUGUGCCAGCAGGAGGAGAUGACUUUGUGACCCUCUUCCCUCCAGCUGCUCUUUCCAGAGGGGACAGGGCCCUGCUGUGCAUCCAGCGGUGGCAGCUGCUCUAUUCCUGCAUU